Molecule: messenger RNA, 702 nt
Organism: Manihot esculenta (cassava)
Lineage: Eukaryota; Viridiplantae; Streptophyta; Magnoliopsida; Malpighiales; Euphorbiaceae
Product: non-specific lipid-transfer protein P5
Exons: 2
Coding region: 60-434 (124 amino acids)
Biological process (GO): lipid transport
Cellular component (GO): membrane
Molecular function (GO): lipid binding
Source: RefSeq, a predicted model, not a curated record
CCAGGCUCCCAUACUGCAUAUGGUCUUCGCUUGAGUUGCAGGCCUAAAUUUAUAAAAUCAUGGCAAACUCUCGAGUCCUUAAGUAUUUGGCAUGGUUGGUGCUAGUGAGCCUUGUGGUGGGUGCACCAAAGGUCUCCAGAGCAGCAGUAACAUGUGAACAGGUGGUGACCAACUUGUACCCAUGCAUAAACUAUGUACUCCGAGGAGGGCAAGUUCCUGGACAGUGCUGCACUGGGAUCAAGAACCUUUUCAGCGCUGCACAGAACACUCCUGACCGCCGGACCGUCUGCAAGUGCAUGAAAUCAGCAAUCAGUUCUAGUGGAGUUGCUUACAACAGCUACAACAUUGGCCUGGCUGCCGGACUUCCUGCCAAAUGCCAUGUCAACGUUCCUUACAAGAUCGACCCCUCCACCAACUGUGACACAAUUCAGUGAGGAUGUAUACAUGUACAAUGGAUCUUGAAGAAUCUACUAUCUAUAAUCGGAGAAUAAGUGAAGCUUCUGCACAUUACUAUAUAUGUUGAGGAAGUCUCUGAUUGAUCCUGCAUGCUGUUUGUACUUUGUAGUGCCGUUUAGGGUCUGGUAGCUUGCACUAAUCUAGUAUUUUGCUAUCAAAGCUUUAUGGCUUUGUCUAAAGUUCUUGUAUUGUAUCUUAUAUAUGUUUCUUCAUCGUUACUAUCAAAGCUUUAUGGGUUUGUCUAAA